AUGCCCAUCAUCCUUGCGCCACUGGCCGUCUUCGCCCUCCCUCCCGACGACUACAUGUCUCCCCUCGCCGAACGACAAUCUCCAACCAGCAUCGACCGGCUUUUCAAGGCCCGCGGCAAACUCUACAUCGGCGUCUCAACCGACAACGGUACUCUCCAGCAGGGCAAAACAGCGGCAAUCAUUAGGAACAACUUUGGCCAAGUGACGCCCGAGUACUCGAUGAAGUGGGAUGCACUCGAGCCCGCACGCAACCGCUUCACCUUUGGCAACGCCGACUUUCUCGUCAACUGGGCCCGGCAGAACGGCGCCAAGACCAUCCACGGCCACACACUGCUGUGGCACCGCGCCCUGCCGGCGUGGGUGUCCGUCAUCAGGGACAAGGCUACGCUUGCGGUCGUCGUCGAGACACAUAUCAAGGCCGUCGUCGGGCGAUACAAGGGCAAAGUCCGAUCGUGGGACGUCGUCAACGAGGCUUUCAACGACGACGGCUCACUCCGGAGCUCUGUCUUCUCUCGGGUGCUCGGCGAGGCCUACAUCGGCAUCGCCUUCCGCGCGGCGCGCGCCGCAGACCCCGACGCGAAGCUCUACAUCAACGACUAUAACCUUGACCGGGCGGAUUGGGCUAAGGUCGUCGCCAUAGUCAGCAAGGUGAACCAGUGGCUCGGCCAGGGCAUUCCUAUCGAUGGCAUAGGCUCCCAGACGCAUCUGGCCCAGAACAUGGCCGGGAACGUCCUGGGCGCACUGCAGAAGCUUGCGAGCGCACGCGUCACCGAGAUCGCCAUUACCGAGCUCGAUAUCACCGGGGCGCCACCAAAUGAGUACGCGAACGUCGUAAGCGCAUGCCUCAGCGUGCCCAAGUGCCGAGGCAUUACUGUCUGGGGGGUCAGCGAUAAGAACUCUUGGAUCAGCACCGCAACACCAUUGCUUUUCGACGUCAAUUACGAGCCGAAGCCAGCGUACAAUGCUAUUGUCACAAGGUUGCGGCAGAAGUAA
Messenger RNA from Colletotrichum higginsianum IMI 349063, 993 nucleotides. RefSeq names its product Beta-xylanase. Lineage: Eukaryota; Fungi; Ascomycota; Sordariomycetes; Glomerellales; Glomerellaceae. Gene Ontology annotation, biological process: carbohydrate metabolic process. Gene Ontology annotation, molecular function: hydrolase activity, hydrolyzing O-glycosyl compounds. Bases 1 to 993 code for a protein of 330 amino acids. The record is from RefSeq and is a predicted model, not a curated record. The transcript is spliced from 4 exons.